AACGUUAUAAGGACAAGAAUAUGAGCACACGUUUCACUAACGGAACCAUGAAUGUAUUAAGACAGAUAUAAAGGUCGGAUCUUUACAGUGCUACACUCAGCGGAAGUAAACAAGGCAGGAGCUAGUCGUGUUAGCUACAGGGUGUGUUUGAGUUAUCUGGGAGUAGCCUAUCAACAACACAGUGAGACAGCUUACUGGUAAUUCAUCAACAAUGUCUUCAGUUCAUUGUUUGAGAGAGUUAAUCAACGAGCGACUAACUGCUGCUGCUGAAGAAAUAUUCAGAGUUUUUCACAAAACUAUCAUCGAGUAUGAAGAAGAGAUCGACCGUCAGCGCAGACUGCUGGAUACCGCUUGGAAACCUGAAAUGGACUUAAACAUUAUAGAGCUCCCACAGCAACAUGUCUGUAAGGAGGAAGAGGAGGAGGAGAAUCUCACUGACCAGCAGCUCUGCAACCAGGAGAGGAACUCCAGUUUGGACCAAGAGGACCCAGAGCCUCCACAGAUUAAAGAGGAGCAGGAGGAGCUGGUGCUGAAGCAGGAGACUGAACCCUUUAUGUUGACUCCUACUUGUGAGGAAAGUGAAGAGCAGACUCUGGACUUGAAUUCUGAUGAAACUCAGAGUGCAGCAGAGGACGAGCAUGUUGUCAGCAUGUCAGUUAAAAACUCUGUGAUACCACAAUUAAAUAAUGACGACCAGUUCCUUUCCCGUACCUCUCAUGUAGCUGAGAGUCAAGAUCACAAAGGAGGCAGACAAGGAGACUCAGGAUCUACUAGAAAUACAGAGCCAAAACCACAUACAAGUCACCACAAAGGCGAAAGUCACACUGGCAAUGAGGACAGUUACACCAUGCUAAAGAUUCACAGUGACACUUAUACAGGGAAACCAUCUUUAAAAUGUGACACCUGUUUGAAAACUUUCUGUUCGACAUCGGCACUGAACGCUCAUUUAACAAUCCACACAGGUGAGAAGCCAUAUUCUUGCGAGACAUGUGGGAAAGAUUUCAGAUGUAAUAGUGGAUUAAUGGCCCACAUGAGAACCCACACAGGUGAGAAGCCGUACCUUUGCAACACCUGUGGAAAAAGGUUCGGCCAGUCGUCAAACUUGAUAAGGCACAAAAGAUUACACACAGGUGAGAAGCCAUAUUCAUGUGAUACCUGUGGGAAAAGAUUUAGUAAAAUGUCAGGAUUGAAAACCCACAUGACAGUCCACACAGGUGAGAAGCCUUAUGUUUGCAACACCUGUGGGAAAACAUUUUGUUUGACAUCAGCACUGAACGCACAUUUAGCAGUCCACACAGACGAGAGGCCAUAUUCUUGCAAAACAUGCGGGAGAAAUUUCAGAUAUAAAAGUGGAUUGAUGGUCCACAUGAGAACCCACACAGGUGAGAGGCCGUAUUCCUGUAACACAUGUGGGAAAAGGUUUUAUCACCCAUCAAAUGUAAUACAGCACAAAAGAAUACACACGGGUGAGAAGCCGUACCUUUGCAACACCUGCGGGAAAGGGUUUUGCAACUCGUCAAACUUGAUAAAACACAAAAGAAUACAUACAGACGAACGGCCGUAUCCUUGCAAAAUAUGCGGGAGGGAUUUCAGAUCUAAAGAUGUAUUGGUGGUCCACAUAAGAACCCACACAGGUGAGAAGCCGUACUCUUGUGACACCUGUGGGAAAAGAUUCAGUCAGACGUCAACGCUGAAAGCUCACAUGAGAAUACACACGGGUGAGAAGCCGUAUUCUUCCUAAACAUUGGGGGAGAGAUUUCAGAUGUCAUUUGUUGAAAACCCACACAGAAAAGAAAAAAGACACACAAGG
Molecule: messenger RNA, 1810 nt
Organism: Scomber japonicus (chub mackerel)
Lineage: Eukaryota; Metazoa; Chordata; Actinopteri; Scombriformes; Scombridae
Product: zinc finger protein OZF-like
Exons: 2
Coding region: 212-1741 (509 amino acids)
Source: RefSeq, a predicted model, not a curated record